Messenger RNA from Vitrella brassicaformis, 3513 nucleotides. Lineage: Eukaryota; Vitrellaceae. The record is from the annotation of a GenBank genome assembly.
GUUUGACUGUUAACGUUCAACGUGGUCCACAUGCUUUCACGUAACCAUAGUCUUUUGAAACACCGCGCAAGCAGCCCCUACCAUGAGGGUGCACACCCCGUUCCGCAGCCACCUGCUGUGGAUCUGUUGGUGAGUUCCUUAAAGAGCAGCUUGCCGUACUUCUUGUACAUGGACACUACACCACCCUGCCGAUAAAUCUCCUCCUGCAUGCAAUCACGUACACAAGACAUACCCACGUAAUGCAGACACGCCGACAUCUACCAGCUCAGUGUGUCGGCACCUGUAUUUCCGGAAAGUCAAAUCUGAACGACUUGCCCUGCACAGUGACGGUGCGAUUGGGCACAUCUACGGUGAUAGCUGCGUUCUCACAUGCAAGCUGCACACAGACACCCACGCAAUCGAUCCAUGCGUCAUGAUGUGUACCUGUCACGGAUGUGCGCCUGUCAGGAUGGCUCACCGUGUAGAAUUCGUCAUCGUCGAUGUUGAUGCCCAGCAGGUCGAGGGACAAUAGGUUGCGCCCGAAGAUGAAGGAGAACGACUUGGCGAUCACCGUCUGCACCCCACACCAACGCAGGCAACUCACCGCCUCCUCGCGAGAGGACCCACAUCCGAACCUUAAACAAACCCAAGAUGAGAAACGUGAUGUCCGUUCCAUGUAGCAGCCAUUCGCCUUAUCUGCCUUUUCUGUGUAGUUGUUACCGACCCUUUUCCGGCGACGACGAUGUUCUGUCCCUGUUUGACCCUCUCGACGAAUUCGGGUCUGUCUAUGCAGAAGGACUUGUCGCCGAGGGCAGCGUCUCGCAAGGGGAUGUAUUGGGCAGGGAUGAUAGCGUCAGUGUCCACACUGUCACCGAAUACUUGGGCACGACCCUCAAUCACCCCUAGCUGCUUCACCUCGCCUAGAUCCACUGGACACACAGACACGCGGAAACACAUGGAUACAGGCCGGCUACACGUGUCGUGUGGUCAUCCUCUCACUUGCAGCUUGCAUUUGAGAGGAGUCUUCCUGCGGGUUGGCGAGCGAAGGCUGCGGUUCGACGACAUUCAGAGGCCCCUAAAGGGUAAUGAAACACAUCCCAUCCCAUGUCUCAUGUCCGAGCGCGAUAGUGCCAUUCUCGGUCACUCAGUCAACUUACCUCAGUUCGUUGUAUGGCGAGCAGCGAGUCGAACCGUUGCUGGUCAAUGGCUUCCAGGAAAGGCAUUGGGUCCGUAAUCUCCAUGUUGAAGCUGGAGGCCGCCACAACCGCCGCCGACGUGAUGUUCCCGAUCGCACCCUUCCCCAUGCGGUUCCUGACAGAGACACAGCAAUUUAUGGGGAUGUGAGUGUCUUACGGCGUAUUUUCGUGCGGCAUGCCUGAAGUUUCUGUUCUGGCUGGAUAGCCAUAUCUCUUUUUCUUGAGCGCGGUCCACAGACACACCCAGGCAAUACGAACAGCCAGCAGCGCCGAUUGUGAAACCAGCCCUUAUGAAUAGACAAUCAAACAUACACACGAUCUUCAGCGGCUUGCUGUCAGCCGCUUACUUUCUGUAUAUGUCGCAGAUGCCCAGCCGCUCCAGAUUUCGGAUCAUGAUAGAAGAGCCGGGAGUCACCUAAAAUUGUACAAAGACACACGUUGAGAAAAAUUUUCCAAAGUGCGAAGUGACCCACUUGUCUCUUGUAUGGUUUGUUGUCUCUUUGUUUCGGUGACAGUCCAAACUUGUCCAUGGCGACCUCGAGCACGAGCCCUGCGAGGAUGAUUUCGCUCUCCGUGGUGGUGCAUGCGCCGAUGAAACACCCGUCCAGAUAACGAAUAGUGUCGCACACCUGCAACAAGCGCGCGGGAAAGUCGAUCCUGGUCUCUUAUCUUGUCUCCUGCGUUUCAGCUCACCUUCUUCCCGUUGUCUGGGUCGAUGAGGGGCUCAUACAGCUUCGGGUCAUCGAGAGAGAACACAUUGUCGGGCUCCGGCCACAUCGCAACUGACACAAGGAAAACCAAUGUGGCGCUGUGGGAUGGCGCGAGUGUCAGCGUGCGCUGACCUGAUGGUCUGACAUCGUUUAGGCUGAGUGUCAGUCGCUUGUAGUACUGGGCGUCCAAGUCGGCGCGGAGAUACACGGGGGCCUCGUCACGACCGACGCGCUUCGGACGCUUCUGGAUAAACGCCUGAUAGAACAAGGCAGACACAGGAGGUGGCCUGUGCAUGGCACUCUCUGCUGGCCUCACGUCCGUGAUCUCAUCUGCCUGGACGAUGCCUGCGAUUGCCCCGAAUUCCGUGGCCAUGUUGGAAAUUGCGAAUCGUGAGUCGACCGAUAGCUGUGAGAGGUUACCAGCGACUUCCACCACCCUGUCCAGCGCAACUGUAUUGCGGCCGAACUGCUUGAGCAUCCACAGGAUGACGUCCUUGCCCACUAGCCCACGCUUUAGGGUGCCCGUGAGCUCAAUCAAGACCGUCUCGGGCACCUUGAGCCACGUCUGUCCCGUCACUAGCGGCAUCACCACAUCUGCAGCACCCAUCCCUGCCACACGCAUGCAUAUUGGGACAAUGGGAGAUUAGGAGGGGAAACCAGGGGUCUCGCUUACCCGCAGCCAGUGCGCCAACGCAUCCAUGGGCGCAGCUGUGGCUGUCGGCGCCAACAAUCACAGUGCCUGCAAUAAGCCAUCAUGAAAGGGCGAGCCACGUCUUCUGGUGCAUGUAUGUUUCUUAUCACCUGGUUCAGCGCGCUGCCUAUAGAACUCAGUGUGAAGGAUCGAUUCGUUGGGACCGAAGUAGUCCUGGGGUACCGAUAACAGAGAUGCACAAAUUGGGGUGUCCUGCGCUUCUUACCUCGAGGGCCACUUUGUCAGCAAACUCCUUGCAUGCCUGAAUGCGCUUCUGGAUGACAGGCUCGUGAUAGUUGCUGACGAUACAGGACGUGUACGGAAUCGGAUGCUAGAUGCACGAUGUGCCGUGUGUUUUCCUGUUUCUGCCACCAUACCGUGGGUCGACCGAGUGGUCCACAGCGAGGAAGAACCUGUCGUUCCGCCAAAUGUCGGGAUUGUCAAUCUUCUCCAAGCAUUGUUUCAUCCCAACCCACGUCAGCUCACUCGCCAGCGUACGAGCCACCUUGACAACCACAACCUGACCAGACGUGUCAAUGCAAUGUGUGCCUGCAGGUGCCUCCCUGCUGCUCCGCAGCGGCUGACCUGUCCAGGUUUGACCUCCGGAGAGGUGAGGCCAACCGCUUGGUGGCACAGGAUCUUCUCUGAUAGGGUCAUCGCUCUCAUUCUCCUUUGACCCGACAUUGGCGCAAGCGAUACCGAGGGGCUCAGAAAGCGAGUCAGCUAGGUGAGAAGAAUCAAUCGUUCGGUCGGUUCGGUGGCGAUCUCAGGCAGGUCACAGUUGUGCUCAGAUCUGCAGACAGAGACAAGAACGCAGCCAUUCGGGUUCUCAGUGGUGCUUAGAUCUGCUUCGACCCUCACGUUGGGGUGCACUUGUUCAAUCUCUCUCUCUGGUGCGCAUCAAGACAACGUUUCUUAGGGUGCGGUUCUAUGAAAG